GAUUCAUAAACAUCCAAGAUGGCGGUGCGAGCUCGAUCGGAGAACAGAUUUCCUGUUUUCUGGCGGUAAAAUCGUUCAGAGCACCUCAGAAAAGUUUUUGUUGGGAACCUGUGUUACACGGAGAAAAGAAACUGCAGCUGGGAAACUGCAGCUGAGAAACUGCAGCUGAGACACUGCAGCUGAGAAACUGCAGCUGAGAAACUGCAACAGAGAAACUGCAGCUGAGAAACUGCAGCUGAGAAACUGCAGCUGAGAAACUGCACCUGAAAAACUGCAGCUGAGAAACUGCACCUGAAACUGCAGCUGAGAAACUGCACCUGAAACUGCAGCUGGGAAACUGCAGCUGGGAAACUGCAGCUGAGAAACUGCACCUGGAAAACUGCAGCUGGGAAACUGCACCUGAGAAACUGCACCUGAGAAACUGCACCUGAGAAACUGCACCUGAGAAACUGCACCUGAAACAGAAGUAGACAAUCCAUGGAGGGUUGAAGACAUUUUGUUGAAGUCUGUAUUUAUUUUAUGAGCACUGAAGUUAGAUAUUUCAUGGAGUGGUGAAGACAUUUUCUUGAAGCUUGUAUUUAUUUUAUGAGCACUGGGACGAACCAUGUUUGUGUGUAGGGUGUGAAGCAUGCGGAGAAUGCCUGCUAUGCCGGUGCAGAAUUCCCCCCUGUGUGACAUGUGGACCGUUCCAAGAUGGCCGCCCGUACGCAACUCGAACUUAUCCAGCAGCAGCGCGACCGCGGCCAGCGCUUCAGCAUGACCUCUGACCUGAUCCUGCCGCCGCGGGGGCAAGUGUUGCGUAACCGCCUCGUGCGGCGCGUUCCGCGGCUGAACCUGCACGACCGGGCGAACUCUGACACGAACCUCGCGCACCCGGACUUCCUGUCCCGCUCCAGUCUGUCCGUCAGCCGCUACGAGUACACGUUUGGCGUCGACGGCAGCCUGAUUGUCACCUGGGACAUCAAGGAGGAGGUCGGGGCUAAUGACUGGAUCGGACUUUUCCCUCUUAGUGAAAACUCCCCCAGUGGCUUCUGGGAUUACAAGAACCGUGGCGUCAACGGGACCCACAAGGGGCAGAUUGUCUGGGUGCUCGGCCCGGAGCCGCACUUCAACGAGUCGGUGACCAAAAUCUGUUUUAAGUACUACCAUGGAGCGACCGGUGCGCUUAGAGCGAUCACUCCCUCCAUCAGCGUCAAAAACCCUCAAGCACGGGCAUUUUCUGUCAUUCUGCAGGCUUCUGUGGGGGAAGAUGGGGAGGACCACUGCCGAUUGGUCAGGUUCACUAUAUCAGACCUCCACGCUCGGUACCUGAAGAAGGGGAUGUUCUUCAACCCUGACCCGUACGUGAAGAUGUCGAUCCAGCCAGGGAAGCGCGCGAGCUUUCCGCAGCUGACUCACGAUGGUCAGAACACGCGCACCAGCGUCGCCGAGAACACCAUCAGCCCCUCAUGGCACAGCGAGCAGUUCACCUUUGACGCCCUCCCCACGGAUGUUCUUGAGCUGGAGCUGAAAGACAAGUUUGCGAAGAGCCGCCCGACGAUAAACCGAUUUCUGGGGAAGCUGACCAUUCCUGUGCAGAGACUCAUCGAGAGAAACGCCAUCGGGGACGAAGUUUUGGCGUACAAUCUGCAGAGACGGUCGCCGUCCGAUCAUGUGACUGGACAGAUCAUAUUUCGUGUCGUGUUCCAUCACAGGAGCGAGGAAGGGGAAGAAGAGAUGCCGACCACCCCCAUUACCCCAUUGGAAUGUUCCCCGUCCAGACGGCACCUCCGACACUUCAACAUUCCCAGCGUCACCAACGGCCAAUCAGAGGACUCCACCGUUGCCCCCGACAACAGGACGACCUACAGCAGCAGCCCGGAGGACGAGCUGCCCGCCGGCGCGACCGAGGAGGCACUCAUCGAGGUCGUCAUGGAAACGAGGGACUUUUCCCAGCAGCACGACGGGGAUGUCAUGUACGGGGAGCUCAUGAACGGAACGGAUUUCCCGUCACUCGCGCCAAACCUGGACAGCUCAGCCAAUCAGGACAGCACAGGUUUGGCCAAUCAGGACUUGAAUAGCACAGGCCUGGCCAAUCAGGACGAGAGUAUGAUGACUCCACGUGCACCAAUGGCUGAAGAGGAGGAUGCUGUGUUUGAGGGAGUCAGUGGUGUUGAUGACCUCUCAGCUAGACGCCCCAGGGACGUGAGUUUAGGCGACAUUCUGGACCAGCUAACCCAGGAGGAGCCCGCGGCCCUGGAAGAGCCCACGGCGCAACCCAGGGGCAGUGCCAGCAGCCAGGAAGAGCCCGCGGCCCUAGCCCGUGGCAGUGCCAGCAUCAGCAGCCCAGAGGAGCCCACAGUGCGACCCAGGGAAAGUUUCAGCAGCCAGGAAGAGCCUGCGGCCCUGGAAGAGCCCGUGGCGCGACCCAGGGGCAGUGCCAGCAUCAGCAGUCUGCUGGACCGAGUUUCCAUCAGGAACGACCCCGAGUUCCUGCUGGACGUGGACCAGCUGGCUUACAUCGACGAAAACAACGACGUGUUUCACGAUGCAGUGGAAACCCCCAGUCUGCCUUGUCGGACAGACUCCUCAGAACCCCCUUUUGACCCUCCUGGUGUCACAGAACCCCCCUUUGACCCUCCUGGUGUCACAGAACCCCCUUUUGACCCUCAUGAUGUCACAGAACCUCCUUUUGACCCUCCUGGUGUCACAGAACUCCCUUUCGACCCUCCUGGUGUCACAGAACCCCCUUUUGACCCUCCUGGUCUCUCAGAACCCCCUUUCGACCCUCCCGAAACCAGAGACAUUUCCACAAACACCUCCCCAACCCUGGACUCGCCCACAUCAGCAGUUUUGCUGGAGACUCUCGAUGCACAAAUCUCUUCUCAACUAGACACACACUAUCAAAUGGACCCACACCUUCCUAAUGUAGACCCAGAUAUCUCUAACACAGACUCAACAGAAGUACAAGAUAUGGACCAUAGGCUGUCUUAUAGAGAAUCAAAUCUCUCCAAUUCAGAACCACAUUCCCUACAUAUAGACCCGCAACAACCUGAUAUAGACCCCAGAGUCCCUAAUGUUGACCUACAGCUGUCUGAUGUCCUUUGUGAUGAGAACAGCCAGAGAGCAGAUGGUGCAGAUGUGACUGUAGAAACAGAUAUAACUGCAGAUGGUGAUGUUACUACAGAUUCAGUUACUGCUGAUGGUGAUAUUCCAGAUACAAAUGUUACAGAAGAUGCAGAUGUUACAGCAGAUGCAGAUGUUACAUCAGAUACAAAUGUUAUAGCGGAUAAAGAUUUAACUGAAAAUGCAGCUGUUACAGCAGAGGAUUCAGCAGAUGCUACAGCUAAUGCAGAUGUAACACAAGACGCAGAUUCUACAGCAGAUGCAGAUGUUACAGCAGAUGCUGAUGCAGAUGUUAUAGCAGAUGUUACAGCAGAUUCUACUGCAGAUGCAGAUGUUACAACAGAUGCUGAUGCAGAUGUAGCUACAGAUGUUACAGCAGAUAUUACAACCGAUGCAGAUAUUACCGCAGAUGCCUGUGCGUAUUCCGUAGCGUCUGCGCCCAGCCUGCAGGCCAGCCUGAGUCUGCCGGAGACGGACGCCGACCUCAGCCCGACCUCCGAGCGACGCGGCUCGCAUGCUAGGGUGGACACCAUGGAACUCAUCGCGGAGAUCGACAGCUACGUCACCUCGGUAACGCAGACGCGACGCCGACAGCUCAGCUCAGUACGCUCCGACAGCGUGAGCAGUCGGCGGAACCCGUCCACGGAUAGCGACUCGACCUCCAGCACGGACACGUCUUCCCGACAGAGCACGGACUCCGCCUCCAUGCUCAGCCUCCAGGAGCGCCGAAGGUCACUCAUUCGCCAGAACGCGGCCCGGACCUCCGUGGAGCGCGCAGAGUCGCACGAAGUCUUCCCGCUCGAAGGACUCGGCCAGAUCGCUGGUAGGACGUCUGUAGAACGUGCCGAAUCACAGGAAGUCUUCCUGGCAGAAGGCUCGGGUCUGGAUUCGAGUAUUGUCAGUAAUGGGUUUCACCCGGACAGCACACUGGACAGUACAGGGUUCCGGCAGGACAGCGUAGUGGACAGCAUCGGCACCUUCGGAAGCUCGCUGGACCACGCUGACAUUGAGGAUGGUGGCGACCUGCCCUCUGACCUGCGACCCCUGCCCUCCGACCUGCGACCCAUGCCUGACGGGGAGACGAGCGUGAUCGUUGUGGAGGACACGAGCGGUUGUCAUGACAACAGCGAGGACAGCGAGAACGACUCGGGGGUCGUCCAGGACAACCUGUCGCUGGGGCCUGAUGAUGUCAUCGUGGGAACAGACCAAUCGGCUGUGGGCGCGAAAACGUUCCGUCCGCGGAUCCACUCGUCGGUUCGCUCGGAGAGUUACCUGAUCGCCACGCGGCCGGACACGCCCAUCCAGCAGCGCCGAGGCCGCAUUACCGUGCCAACCGGGGACGCCAGCAGCCAAUCAACACCCAGCACCAGCCGCCAGGCCAGUCUGCAUGAGGAGGAGGAUGGAGCGGACACAGCAGCCCCUGGCAACGAGGAACCUGACACCACCGGGCUGGAACCCGGCACCGCCGGCCGUGAGGAACCCGACACCGCGGGGCGAGCCGUGCUGAUCGAGCGGAGCGGAACGCCCGGGGGAACUGCCGAGAGGGUCAGCACAGGGUCAGACCCAGGGCAGACUUCUCCUGCAGCUGAUGGCCAAGUGGAGGACCAGUCUGCAUCUGCCCACGCCCUUAUUUGGGAGCGGCGCCCAAGUGCGAGUGUGGAGAGUUCUGACUCCCAGGAAGCACCUGGGGCCGGGAACGGAGCGUCUACAGGUGAGCAGGUCUCAGGUGUUCUGUUUCUUACAGUGGCAGGUGCAGCAGCUGAAAAUGCCAGCCUUCCAGAUGCGCCCUGCUCCCCCCUCCCACAGAAUGGUGUAAGCCAGGAGCCGGCUGCCGUGCGGGAACCUGUGAGGGCAAGGGUCACCCUUCCCACGUUGCCGCGACAACCACGAGCCAAUGAGAGAGCGAAUGUGAUGUACCCUCGGGUGGAACCCCCACCUGGGGUGGAGCCGCUGCCAACACACUGGGAAGCGAGGGUAGACAGCCACGGGCGAGUGUUCUACAUCGACCACGUGAACCGCACCACAACCUGGGAACGACCCCGGGGGAACGUGUCCGCCCAGGCGCUGCAGAGGUCAAGCUCCAUCAACGAGGAACAGCAGAGGGCACAGCUGGACAGGAGAUACCAGAGCAUCCGUCGCACCAUGACAGAAGAGGAGGAAACCGUGGAGGAAGGAGCAGCGGGAGGGGUCAGAGGCCCAGCUGACGGGAUGGACAGUAGUGACCAGCCCUCGCCCCGGUCCGAGCGCCGGACGCUGCUCCAGUCUCCGGCCGUCCAGUUCCUCACCAGCCCAGAAUUCUUCAACAUCCUCGGCAGUAAUGUGACUGCAGGCCACCUGUACUCCCACAGCCCGUGUCUGAAGCACAUGAUUGGGAAGAUCCGGCGUGACCCGGCCAUGUUCGAGCGCUACCAGCACAACCGCGACAUCGUCACGUUUCUCAACAGCUUCGGAGACACGAACCAGGACCUGCCACGGGGCUGGGAGAUGAAAUAUGACCGAACUGGCAAGAUGUUUUUCAUUGAUCACAAUUCGAGAACGACGACCUUUAUUGACCCCCGCCUGCCGUCCUCCGUGGUUCUGAGUCCGCAUCACGCGCCGAGCAUGGACUUCCUACAGGUGCCCGGGUCGCGAUCACGAAGCCACAGCGCUGGGGAGGAUGAAAUUAGAAGAAGCAGCAUCAACAUCACAGUACGAGCCCCAGUGCCCCCUCCGCGGCCGAGGGAAACCCUGACAAGGUCGUUGGGGUCGGGUUACUCUGCACAGCCGGCAGCCGACGUGCCUCUGGCCUACAGCGAUAAGGUUGUGGCUUUCCUGAGACAGUCCAACAUCCUGGAUGUCCUGAGGGAGAAACAGCCGGCUUUCGCCUCUAACACACUUUUAAAGGAGAAGAUAAACGUGAUCCGUAACGAGGGGACCGCAGCGCUCGAGCGCCUGGCAGAUGACGUGGAUUUGAUCAUCCUGCUGAGUCUGUUUGAGACGGAGAUCAUGUCGUUUAUACCCCCAGCGACCCACGUACAGACCCACGCAGACCGGGCUUAUUCCCCACGUGGGUCACCACAGGCGUCUCCCCAGGCCUCCCCAGGUCUGCAGCGGGCCAAUGCCAGAGCACCUGCCCCGUACCGCAGAGAUUUUGAGUCGAAACUGAGGAACUUCUACAGAAAACUGGAGUCGAAGGGCUACGGACAGGGUCCAGGCAAGCUCAAGUUGAACAUCAGAAGGGACCACCUCCUGUCCGACACCUUUAACAAGAUUAUGGGCACCACGAAGCGUGACCUGCAGAGGAACAAGCUGUAUGUCACGUUUGUUGGGGAGGAGGGGCUGGACUACGGAGGGCCGAGCCGAGAGUUUUUCUUCCUCCUGUCCCGGGAGCUCUUUAACCCGUACUACGGGCUGUUCGAGUACUCCGCAAACGAUCAGUACACCGUCCAGGUCAGCCCCAUGUCAGCAUUCGUGGACAACGCACACGACUGUCGAUGGAAAGUGCCUUACCCCUGGUUCAGGUUCAGUGGGCGUAUCCUGGGCCUGGCCCUCAUACACCAGUACCUGCUAGAUGCCUUCUUCACCAGACCUUUCUACAAAGCCCUGCUACGAACGCCAUGUGACAUCAACGACCUUCAGGCCGUGGAUGAGGAGUUCUACGCGUCGCUGCAGUGGAUCAAGGACAACGACAUCACCGACAUCCUGGAGCUGACCUUCAGCGUGGACGAGGAGGUCUUCGGACAGGUAACAGAGCGCGAGCUGAUCACCAACGGUAAGAACGUGCCAGUAACAGAGAAGAACAAGCUGAACUACAUCGAGCGCGUUGUGAAGUGGCGUUUGGAGCGCGGCGUGGCCGAGCAGACGGAGUCGCUGGUCCGGGGGUUCUACGAGGUCAUCGACACGCGGCUGGUGUCCGUGUUCGACGCGCGGGAGCUCCAGCUGGUGAUCGCCGGAACGGCUGAGAUCGACAUCGUCGACUGGAGGAAAAACACUGAGUACAGAUCCGGUUACCAUGACCGCCACCCGGUGAUCCAGUGGUUCUGGACGGCCGUGGAGAGGUUUGAUAACGAGAGGCGACUUCGACUCCUGCAGUUUGUGACGGGAACCUCCAGUAUCCCGUACGAGGGUUUUGCGGCUCUGCGCGGGAGCAACGGGCCGAGGAAGUUCUGCAUCGAGAAGUGGGGCAAGAUUUCUGCUCUGCCCAGAGCCCACACAUGUUUUAACCGCCUGGACCUCCCCCCGUACCCGUCCUACGCUAUGCUGUAUGAGAAGCUGAUUAUUGCAGUGGAGGAGACCAGCACCUUCGGCAUGGAGUGAGCAGCAGCGCCCCCGUGAGGUUUGAAUCGGUACUGCAGCUUGCCUUGUCUGAUGGGGCAGAGCGGAAACUUGACUCUUUACUCCAGCUGGGGAUGAAACAGCCAUUUUGCUCGGUGUAGCUGUAAGCUAAUACAGCAAGCUGAUACCCGAUACAGGUAACCCGAUACCCAAGCUGAAAUAUCGUGUUACAGCUGUGAGAACAGCACAUCCCCUACAGCUGUGACUGGACUUGUGCCACCUGCAGCCGUCUGUAUUUGUGUAAAGCCAUGUGUAAAGCCAUGCGUUAACUUGUCUCACCUCAACAUGCCACCUGAUACAGCUGUGAGAACAUUUUCCACCUGAUACAGCUCUGAGAACAUUUGCCACCUGAUACAGCUGUGAGAACCUUUGCCACCUGAUACAGCUGUGAGAACCUUUGCCACCUGAUACAGCUGUGAGAACCUUUGCCACCUGAUACAACUGUGAGAACCUUUGCCACCUGAUACAGCUGUGAGAACCUUUGCCACCUGAUACAGCUGUGAGAACCUUUGCCACCUGAUGCAGCUGUGAGAACCUCUGCCACCUGAUAUAGCAGCAGCCAAUCACUGAUCAGGAUACUGCAGCCAAUCACUGAUCAAGAUACUGUGGCAGCCAAUCACUGAUCAGGAUACUGCAGCAGCCAAUCACUGAUCAGGAUACUGCAGCCAAUCACUGAUCAAGAUACUGUGGCAGCCAAUCACUGAUCAGGAUACUGCAGCAGCCAAUCACUGAUCAGGAUACAGCAGCCAAUCACGUGAUCAGGAUACAGCAGCCAAUCACUGAUCAGGUUACUGCAGCCAAUCACAGAUCAGGAUAGUGCAGCAGCCAAUCAUGGAUCAGGAUACAGCAGCCAAUCACUGAUCAGGAUACAGCAGCCAAUCACUGAUCAGGAUACAGCAGCCAAUGACUGAUCAGGAGAGCUUCUGUCAGCCAAUCAGGAGCAGGCUGUAUACCUGAGGCUAUCUGAUUGGCUGAUGACAUGUGAUGAUGUCAGGUGACAGUGGUUCUCUCACACAGGUGAUCAGGCAAGGUCACGACCUUCAGCUCAAGGUUGCGACCUUCAGCUUCAUCAGGAAGAUCAGCUGGUCAGAAUUUGUUUGUUUGUUUGUUUCUGUGUAAACCAUAUAUUCCAUUCAGUAUAAUGUGAACUACUUAAUAAAUGCAGUAUAAAUAAGACUUAUUCAGAACUCAGCUUUAUGAGAUGGAGACAAAGUCACAAGUCUGUAAAUUUCAUGACUUGAGUCAAACUUUUAGUUAUGUUAGAAAAUUGUGACGUAUCUAGGCUGAGCCAGGGUUGGUGCUGUUGUGUUGAAGCCAUCGGGAAAGAUGUAAUUAUUAUCUCUGAUCUUGUGUGAGAAAUGCCAGUCUUAUCUGUAAGUAUGUUACCCACAGCACACAAGACAUUAUAUAAGCCAUGAGCAGUAGCGUUCCUACAUGUGUGUGUCUCUAGGUGAGUCCAGACAGAGGCUUGUGCAAUAUGUAUCUGUACAGUCCAAACCAAUGCAGGCAAUACCAACUUUGCUGACUUUGUGUGACUUUUCAGAACAAAUGAGAAAUAAUAACUAUGAAAGAGAUUCAGUGAAUGAAGAAUUUAGUCAAGCCUGUGUUCAGUAGAAUUACACAGAAACUCUUAGAGUAGGCUUUCUUAAAAAAUGUGAAAUUUUAAGCAGGCAAUUUUGAAAUGCUUUUAAAAUUGGUGAGGCCUUAAAUACUGGGACAACUCUGCCAACCAACCAGGUGCCCACAGAGAUGGUAGUGUUAGACCCUGUAAAAACCAGCAGGUUCCAUGGAGGUGAUUGUGUUAGACUCUGUAAAACAAGAAGGAUCUGUGGAGAUUAUUGUGUUAGACCCAGUAAAAACAUCAGGUUCCAUGGAGGUGAUUGUGUUAGACCCUGUAAAAUAGCCAAGGAACAAAACUGUUGGGGCCUGUCAUUCGAAGUGUAUAGCUAGCUACAGGUUGUACUGAAGGUCAACUGAAAAACUAGCGCUAGGUUGAACUGAUUAGCAGAAGGUCGACUGUAUAACUAGCGCUAGGUUGAAAUGAAGGUCAACUGUAUAACUAGCGCUAGGUUAUACUGAAGGUAGCAUGUAUAGCGCUAGGUUAUACUGAAGGUAGCAUGUAUAGCGCUAGGUUAUACUGAAGGUAGCAUGUAUAGCGCUAGGUUAUACUGAAGGUAGCAUGUAUAGCGCUAGGUUAUACUGAAUGUAGCGCUAGGUUGUACUGCAUAUGUGUGUUUCCUACCACAGAAUAUUUCCUGCACAGCUACUGCAGAUAAUCUGAUUGGACAGAUAUUAUAGCUGAUGAUGAUGAUAUGAUGAUGAUGAUGUAAUCUUCCUUACAGCCUAUAUGAAGAAUAGCAAUUUUAAAUGCUGGUAUCGGCCAGAUGAUGAUGAUGAUGAUGAUAGGCCAUUAGGAACUAUCCCUGCACUCUGUACAAUUGAAAAUUAUGGCCUUGCAGCGAGAUUUGUUUUUUUAAUUAUUAGUGAAUUAUUUAAAAUUUAUUUUAUUGUGAUACAAAAGUGGUUACAUUAAUGGGCCACUUGUGAUAUUCUGUUGUUGCAAUGGGGAGAAUUUGAAACUGUACAUUCUAUCAUUCCUAAUGAACUAAUUAGAAUCUACAUGUACUAGCAAAUGUUAUGAUUAUAUCCUAGCCCUGCUGUUACAGUAGUGAUUCCUGUAGUUCCAUGUGAUCAGUAGUACAUACUCCAGCUCCGAACAAAAUUCCAACUUUUCCAAGUAAACAGACGAGACUACUGACUGCUAGUCUCCAAACAGAGCGGUUUGGAAAGUCUGGACGUUUUCUGACAAGUUGCGUCUUCAGAAACCAAUUUUUCCUCCCCAACAUCUGCUUGAUAAUUGCUGUCAGGACUUCAGAAAUAUCUUCUGCGCUCCACUUUGUGACAGUCUGUACGUCGGACAAAUUACUGAAUGUAAGAGACACUAUAUUUCUAUGCUGCAAUAUUAAAUGGCAAAGGGUGACGCAAUAAUCACGCAAAACAGCCGCUUGCAGAAUUUUCUGAAGCCAUUUUGAUGUGAGAUACGUUCUGUACACAUCUGCUAAUAUUAUAUAAUAUUACAUAAUACAUGUAUAUAUAUAUGUUGAUUCUAUUGUUUUGCCAUACAUCAAUGUUGAUUGUAUUGGUUUUGUAAAUUUGUGUCAAAUUAGUGCUAAACUUUGCUGCUAAACCAGUGAUCUAACAGUGAAUGUGAUUGGUCUAGAUUUUAUGUGCUUGAAGCAACAGCCAAUGAAAUCUGUUUUAUUAACUUCCAUGCAGUCUAUGUAUCACUCUGUGUGAUUGGCUAUGUUCUUACUGCUGAGAGAGCAACAGCCAAUGAAAUGGUCCAUUUGUUUCAUUAACUUCCAUGCAGUCAAUGAGUCGCUCUGUGCGAUUGGCUAGUGCUAACCUCUGACCUGGUGUCACAGAGACAUUUGAGGAGCAACGUAGAUUUUACACCGAACGUCCUGAUUGGUUGUAGAUUUUACACCGAACGUGCUGAUUGGUUGUAGAUUUUACACCGUAUGUGCUGAUUGGUUGAUUUUAAAUGUCGUUAUGGAACAUAUUCAACAUAAACAGCUCAGUACUGACA
Messenger RNA from Branchiostoma belcheri (Belcher's lancelet), 11008 nucleotides. RefSeq names its product E3 ubiquitin-protein ligase HECW2-like. Gene Ontology annotation, biological process: regulation of dendrite morphogenesis. NCBI's taxonomy places the organism in Eukaryota, Metazoa, Chordata, Leptocardii, Amphioxiformes, Branchiostomatidae. Gene Ontology annotation, molecular function: ubiquitin-protein transferase activity; protein binding. Bases 694 to 7401 code for a protein of 2235 amino acids. The record is from RefSeq and is a predicted model, not a curated record. The transcript is spliced from 30 exons.